Messenger RNA from Olea europaea var. sylvestris, 2487 nucleotides. Its product is annotated as mucin-5AC-like. The record is from RefSeq and is a predicted model, not a curated record. Bases 314 to 2032 code for a protein of 572 amino acids. NCBI's taxonomy places the organism in Eukaryota, Viridiplantae, Streptophyta, Magnoliopsida, Lamiales, Oleaceae. Gene Ontology annotation, biological process: cortical microtubule organization. Gene Ontology annotation, cellular component: cortical microtubule. The transcript has 5 exons.
AUUAGAAGAAAGAGAGUAAUCACCACGGCGUCAGUUUCCUCACAUGCCUUUGCCUGUCUUCACACUGCUCAUCUUCCUUUAUGAUACAUACAACUCACUCAAUACAAACAGAUCCAAUCCACACAAACAGUCGCACAGUCAUGAUUCAAUGGUGUAUAAUUUGCAUCCGUGAAUCCAUUUGCACUUCCAUUGUGUUGCUCUGAUCAUCCACAGCUUGCCACUUUUAGUGCAGUAAUCUAUUACAGUAGCUUAAUCGUUAUGGAGCACUGAAGAUGGGAUUUGCAAUGUGAUUCUCGUAACUAUUCAACUGAAGAUGAACCGGAGCUUCAGGGAAUCUGCGAUGGGCGACGAACGGAAUAUUACUCUGGCGUCGUUGUCUCGGCAUCGGCGAGGUCUCAGCCUAAACGGACUCUCCAACUCCAAGAACUCCACCGACAAUAACUUGGAUCUCUUCUCCAAGAAUCGCCACAGUCUGCCCGUGGCUGCCUCCAAUAAUUCCGAUGUACCGGUGAAACUGGGGAGACUCUCAGUUGGAUCAGCAAAACAGGGAAAGAGUGGAUUGGAUGAUCUAUUGUCGUCAGCGGAUGGCGGUGGAAAGCAUGAUUAUGAUUGGCUUCUUACUCCUCCUGGAACUCCUAUUGUUCCUUCGACGGAUAGAAAUGAAUCUCAACGAGCUUUUGUGGCUCCAAGAAGCAGUUCAAGGGUUAGAUCAACCUCUACAACCAGAGUGUCAAGGCUUUCGGUUUCUCAGUCAGAGAGCAACCAUCCUGCAAGACCGUCUCGCAGCAGUUCAGUGACUCGUCCUUCUACCUCUAGUUCCCAAUUUACAAUGAACUCGAACAAAUCAACCUCCAUUCUUAACACAAGCUCUGCUUCAGUCUUGUCAUAUAUUAGACCAUCUACUCCUAGCAGCCGCACUUCAUCAAUUACAAGACCUUCGACACCUUCAACCCAUCCAACAGCCUCAAGACCUUCAACUCCUUCUAAACCUCGUGCUUCCCCCAGCACAUCUUCCUCUGAUAAACUGAGACCGUCCGUAAGCUCACGACCUUCUACACCCACUUCUAGGCCACAAGUUCCAACGAACUUGAGUUCCCCUGCUGUUCGGUCCUCAUCAAGGCCAUCAACACCAACUCGUCGAAGCCCAGCACCAUCUCUAUCUCCAGCCUCUGGACCUUUGGCCUCAAGUGGGCGUGCUACCAUCCCAAAUGGUCGAAAUGUUGCUUCAGUGUCCCGUCCUAGCUCCCCUGUUCCACGUGUCCGCGCCCCUCCACAGUCAAUUGCCCUCCCUGAUUUUUCACUCGAAACACCACCAAACUUGCUGACAACUUUGCCAAACAGACCACUAUCAGCUGGUAGAUCCAGGCCUGCUGUGGGUCUCACCGUAAAAGGGAAUGUAGAGUCCACAAGUACUUCAACUUCAGUUUGCAGACAACCAUCACCUGUGAUUUCCAGGGGAAGACAUUCAGAACCCAUUGGAAGGGGUCGAAUGCCUGCCAGUGGGCAGCUGAGUGAUGCAAUUGACGCUCGCAGAGAGCUUUCGACACGGAAACCUUUGAAGACAUUCACAGAGAGCACAGGGUUUGGCCGGACCAUAUCAAAAAAAUCUCUGGAUGUGGCUACUAGGCAUAUGGAUAUACGAAAUGGCACCAAUGGUGUUCGUCCUCUUACAGGCUCGACUGUUUUUCCUCAAAGCAUUCGAUCCACCAACCACAAAAGCUCAUCCAAUCACCAUUUAAGUGCAAAAGCAUCAGUCAAUGGAAGCCUGCCUGUCAAGAAUAACGGCGCCAUUACCGAAAAUGGGUAUCAUUUUAAUAGGUCUUCAGAAAGUGGAAGUGAAGAAGACAAGUCUCAAUCUUCUGCAAAACUGACAAAUAUUGAUGUUUAUGAAAGUUCCCGUUAUGACAUGAUUCUCCUCAAAGAGGAUUUGAAGAACACCAACUGGCUGUGCAGUCUUGACGACAAGUCAGACCAGGAAUCCAUCUUUGAUAACGGAUUCGAACCUCUACCAGAACCUUUUGGCCCUCUAUAACCUCUCUGAUUGUGUGAACUUCGGUUUUUUGAUUUUCACGAUAUUGUUAAAUUAGUUGAUAUCUGAGAGAGAGAGAGGAAUUCUACAUAUGUUCGUGUGGUAAUGUAAGAACAUCUUUGUAACUUAUUUUCUUUAUACAAGAUUACCCAUAAUCACUCGUGUACAUUUGAGAAUGUCUUUGAAGUGAUAAAAAAUAUAGGAUGAGUGUUAGAAUAGAAUAUUCCUUCCAGCUCACCACAUUCUAGAGACUUCAAGAUGAGUUCAGCCGUCUGUUAUGUAGUUAGAUAUUAGUUUGAUAGAUUGUUAGAUUUUACUCUACAAAUACAGCACCGUGUAGGCAUUUUUAGAUCAUUGGAUUGUAGUGUCUUCCAAUCCCUCCUUCCAUGGAGGUUUCUCUCCUCCUUCAUGGAGUGUUUUUCUGCCUUCUAUAAUGGAGUGUUCAUUUUCUCCUUUCA